CUAGGUACAUAGAGGAGCUGCAAUCCUUAUUCAGGCAAAAUUAUUCCAAAAAGAAAAAAGAACCGAACAACAAUGCUGAGGUUUGUUGUCACCCUCUUUGCUGUCAUAACAUCAUCUACCUGCCAAAAGUACGGAUGUCUGGAAGGGGACACCCACAAACUGAAGCCAAGUCGUGAGCCAAAUAUGCAUGAAUGCACUCUGUACUCUAAAUCUUCCUGUUGCUAUGUAGACUUCACAGAGCAAUUGGCUCAUUCCCCAGUAAUUAAAGUAAACAACAGCUACUGGAACAGAUGUGGGCAGCUCAGUAAAUCCUGUGAAGAUUUCACAAAGAAAAUUGAGUGCUUUUACCGGUGUUCACCACAUGCUGCUCACUGGAUCCAUCCCAAUGACACUGCUGCUAUUCGGUCUGUUCCACUGUGUCAAAGCUUUUGUGAUGACUGGUAUGAAGCCUGCAAAGAUGAUUCCAUAUGUGUUCAUAACUGGCUGACAGACUGGGAAUGGGAUGAAAGUGGAGAAAACCGCUGUAAGAAUAAAUGUAUUCCAUACAGUGAGAUGUAUGCAAAUGGGACUGACAUGUGCCAGAAUAUGUGGGGGGAGUCAUUUAAGGUGAGUGAAUCCUCCUGCCUCUGCUUGCAAAUGAACAAGAAGGACAUGAUGGCAAUCAAGUAUCUCCUCUCCGAAAGCUCAGAGGAAAGCUCCAGCAUCAGCAGCAGCGAGGAACAUGCCUGCCAAAAGAAACUCUUGAAGUUUGAGAAACUAAGGGGAGAGGAAGGGGAACAGACAAGAUAAAUGCUGGUGGAUGUAUGUCAGGACAAGAGAAGUCAUCGUGGAGGCUGGGCUCAGGGCAUCACGCCAGCCUGCUUUAUGCCUUACUUCCUGGAACAUAAUAAAUCAAUGGCUGGUUAUAUUAA
This is a messenger RNA of Haliaeetus leucocephalus (bald eagle), 911 nucleotides long. Its product is annotated as riboflavin-binding protein. The coding region runs from base 73 to 789 and encodes 238 amino acids. Lineage: Eukaryota; Metazoa; Chordata; Aves; Accipitriformes; Accipitridae. Gene Ontology annotation, molecular function: riboflavin binding; signaling receptor activity; riboflavin transmembrane transporter activity. The transcript has 6 exons. The record is from RefSeq and is a predicted model, not a curated record. Gene Ontology annotation, cellular component: external side of plasma membrane.